Messenger RNA from Penaeus chinensis, 2809 nucleotides. RefSeq names its product major facilitator superfamily domain-containing protein 12-like. Gene Ontology annotation, cellular component: membrane. Bases 780 to 2519 code for a protein of 579 amino acids. NCBI's taxonomy places the organism in Eukaryota, Metazoa, Arthropoda, Malacostraca, Decapoda, Penaeidae. Gene Ontology annotation, molecular function: symporter activity. The transcript has 10 exons. Gene Ontology annotation, biological process: carbohydrate transport. The record is from RefSeq and is a predicted model, not a curated record.
GUGAGGAAGCCUCGGCAUCGCGCGGUUUCCUCACUCUGGCGGCGGUUCUGCUGCCGUCUGGGCGAUCGCGAGGCAGUGUGAGCAGCGCCAGGAGGCCGGGCAGUUUUGUGCGGAAGACGCUUCAAGACGCUCGCUUGUUCGCUCAACUCAUUUUCUUUGCUAUUACAUACAAAAAAAAUAUUUCCACGUGUUUUCUAAUAUUAUUUGAAUAGGAGAUACAAAAAAUAUAUAUAUGAACAAGUGACUUCAAAGGAAAUCAGAGGAAAACAGUGACAAUAUUAAAUGAACUGCAAGACGAUUUCGGCUUCGCAAAUCCGCGAGAGAAAAAAAACUAGUUUGUGAUAGUCUAGGUCACCUGUUGCAUGCUGCUGCAAGUCAUCAUUAUUCUCAAGUUUGCUUUGCUUCGCCUUAGUGGAGAUCGCUAGUGUUGCUGGGGAAGCGGUGGACGGCGGGACGUGCACGCCUGCGGAUUCUGCACGUGUGUGUGUGUGUGUGUUUAUGCGCGCUCGACAGGGUUGACUUCUCUCUCUCUCUCUCUCUCUCUCUCUCUCUCUCUCUCUCUUCUUGCCGUGCCCUCAUCUCAUUCUCUCUUUCAUCUGUUCAUUCUUUUUUCUCUGUUUAUCUCCCGUCUUUAUCUCCUCCAUUCAUCCUCUCCUCCCAGUGCAAAAGUGUCCCUUUCUUUAAAACCUCGCUGAGAAAAAGAAAAAAAACUGGAAAACGACCAAAACAGAACACACUCGAGAUCGACUUCAGAGAGAAGUUCCCCGCAGAACCUCGUCAUGGCGGACGACACCAAAUCCGACGACCUCAAGAAGUCGUCGAUGCCCUGGAUGACCAAACUGAGCUUUGGCGUCGGUCACGUCUUCAACGACCUCUGCGCCUCCAUGUGGUUCACGUACCUCCUCAUUUUCUACGAGAAGGUCCUGCUGUUUGACUCGACGGUGGCCGGUCUGGUGCUGCUCGUGGGGCAGAUCGCGGACGGUGUGAGCACGCCAAUCGUCGGCAUUUUCUCGGACAAGCAAAACAAAAUCCCGAUUUGCGCGAGAUACGGGAGGCGGAAGGUGUGGCAUCUGCUUGGCACGGUGCUGGUCAUCGUGAGCUUCCCCUUCAUCUACAGCAACUGCCUGGGGUGCGAAGGCAUGGACCAGUGGUCGCAGCUCGCCUACUACUGCAUCUUCGUGUGCGUCUUCCAGUUCGGGUGGGCGUGCGUGCAGAUCUCCCACUUGGCGCUCAUCCCCGACCUCACCAGCAAGAAGCACCAGCGGACCGAACUCAACUCCAUCAGGUACGCCUUCACGGUGCUCUCCAACCUCACCGUCUUCACCAUCACUUUCUUCGUCCUGAACACGGGCGCCUCGAGCUCCCAAAGCACGGACGGUAAUUGCACCAUGACCACGAGUCCGAGUCCGAACCCGACGUCGAAUCCGAUCCUCAGUUCGGGAAUGGUUCGAGCCGACGAGUGUUCGAGCACGGAGACUAUCGGACCCGAAGAUGCGAACAAGUUCAGGAACAUCGCCCUCAUCUGCGUGGGCGUGGGAGCUGCCUUCUCCCUCAUCUUCCACCUGGGAGUCCGGGAGCCGCCCUACAUCCCUUCCAAACAGCAGGAUGUUAUGUCAAUCGAGGAGCAAGGAACCAGGAAGCAACAGCCGAGGAGGAUGAAGAAGGUGGACUGGUUCAAGGAACUUCCCUUCUACCAGAUUGCUGUGCUCUACAUGGCCACCCGACUCUACGUUAAUUUGUACCAGGUGUACAUCCCCCUGUACGUGCAAGAGACGCUGAGUCUGAGCGAGACGUUCAUCGCCACCGUGCCGUUCGCCAUGUACCUGGCGGGCUUCCUCGGCUCACUGGUCAUGAAGGAGAUCAACAAGAAGAUCGGGAGGAAGAGGACCUUCGCCGUUGGUUGCUUGGUUGGUAUCGCCGGCUGCCUGUGGGUAUGGUUCGGCCAAGGCGACUACUACGCGCAGUGGGGCAUCUUCCUGGUGGCGAUGCUCCUGGGUAUUGGAGGCUCGACCCUUCUCAUCACCUCCUUGUCCAUCACCGCCGACCUCAUCGGCAGCAACGUCGAAGGAGGAGCUUUUGUGUAUGGCUUCAUGAGUCUCGUCGACAAGUUCUCCAACGGCAUCAUAAUCAUGAUUAUCCAGGACUCCAACCCCGAUGAGCCGUGGUACUACCGCAGUGUGAUCACCUUUGCCUGCGGAGCGUCAUGUAUCCUGGGUCUCCUCGUCACCAUUUCCCUCAUCAACGUCAAAGUCGGCCGGAGACGAGGAGAAUCGGUUGUCCUGGACAUCCUAGAGGAGCCAGACGCGCCCGAAGAGGAGGGCGGAAUCGACAACCCCGCGCUGACCAUCAUCUCCGACGGCAAGAUCCCGAUGGAAGUCAAGCCCAACGCGUGCCAACUCAGAGCCGAGGAUAAUCCCAGCAUGUGUCAGCUCGGCUUGAGGGACGUCCCCGCUCUGUGCCCGAAAGGAUCAGACAACUCCGAAAAGGCAGAAGGGCUAGAAACGAAACGCGACGGAUAGAUAUAUAGUUUGAAAAGAGCAUUAUGUGAAGUGCUAAUGCAAACAGAGAAAAGACGUACAAGUGCAUUAGUUAUGAUGACAUUUCCAGUGAGGUGCGAUCGCGUAAUGCAGGUUAGGAGAAGGCGGUUGUAUAAUGGUCACGUAUAUGACGAAAAAUACUAUCGCUUUGAUAAAAUGGCAGAAAAAACAACCACACAGUUCAGGUUCAUGAAAAGAUGACAACAGUUUCGAAACCCUAAAUCUCGGAACUGUUGCCUCUCUUUUCGCCCCUUGUGCUUAGAUUUUUUUUU